UCCACGAUGGCCCCACAGACGACUCUGCUGCUGGCACUGCUGCUCGCCACGGCUGGCCACGCCUCCCCAGUGCCUCGUGCAGGUUGCUCGGUGGACGUGAACGGGUCCAAGAUGCCUGACCCACAGCCGCUGCUGUUGAAGCCCGGCGGCAGCAAAGACGUGCACGGCUUCGUGACGCCGGACUCCUCGGGGGUGAUCUCGCUCGCCCAGAACGAGCAGAUCAUCGUCGCUUGUCCCGACAACAGCCUCCAGGUCACCGGGCAGUCGCAAGUGACGGCCUCCUGCGUGUCUGGUUCCACCUUCUCGAUCAACGGGCAGUCGUACGACUUCGCUGACCUCAGAUGCAGGUCCCAGCCGAAGCCGUCAGGCGUGAAGACAGGCGGCUCGUGUGGUGGCAGCGGACAGUACCAGGUGGUCCAGCUGGGCUUCCAGGUCGGCUCCGACUUCUACACGCUCAUCGACGCCUGCUUCGACGAUCGGUCCUACAACACGGUGUACGACCACUUCACGAUGGUCGCCGAAAUGGGGGGCAAGCAGAGCGGCUUCGACCGACCCGACUGGCUGGACGGCGGCUUCUACGGCAACAUCGACAUGGAUAAGCAGUACAAACGCGCCACGCAGAUCCAGACAGUAGGCGCACUGCUGGGGUCCAGCGAGCUGGGCUCCAAGUACAUUUCCGAGACCAACGACUACUUCCUUUCCAAGGGACACCUCGCUGCUAAGUCUGAUUUCAUGCUCGGCGCGCAGGAGUACGCCACGUUUUUGUAUGUGAACGCUGCGCCGCAGUGGCAGACGUUCAACGGUGCCAACUGGAACACCAUGGAGAACAAUGUGCGUUCGUACGCUGCGAACAACCGGGUCGAACUCGAAAUCUACACGGGUACACAAGGCAUCACGACGCUGCCCAACGUCAACAACGUCGAGACGGAGCUGUACCUUUAUGCUGAUGGCAGCAAGUAUAUUCCAGUUCCGAAGAUCUUCUGGAAAAUCGUGUAUAACGCUAACACUAAGGCAGCCGUUGUGUUCGUGGGCGUCAACAAUCCGUACAUCGCGAACCCCGGAUCUGACUACAAUGUGUGCACAGACAUAUGUAGCAAGAUCAGUUGGAUAUCCUGGAAGGCCACGGAUCAGGUGAAGGGCUACUCGUACUGUUGCGAGUAUGCAGACUUCAAGAACUCCGUGGCCGACGCACCCAGCCUCAGCGUUAACUCUUUCAGGCACGCGCCGCAAUAUAAGCGGGUGGCGACGGGUGGCCUCUCCAGUCCGAAGAACUCCACGAUGGCCGCCCUGCUGCUGCUGGCACUUCUCGCCAUGGCUGGACACGCCUCCCCGCAGACACACGCAGGCUGUUCGGUGGACGUAAAGAACUCCAAGAUGCCCUACCCUCAGCCGCUGCUGCUCAAGCCCGGAGGCAGCAAAGACGUGCAUGGCUUCGUGACGCCGGACUCCUCGGGGAAGAUCUUGCUCAGAAAGAACCAGCAGAUCAUCGUCGCAUGUCCCGACAGCGUCAUCGAGAACAGGAAACAGCGGCUGGCGACAGCGACCUGCUUCUCCGGCACCACCUUCACCAUCGGCGGUACGGCCUUCAACUUCAGUGAUUUAGGAUGCGUGUCCCAGCCGAUGCCAUCGGAGAGGAAUCCGGAAAGAUCGUGCGGCAGCAGAAGUCAGUAUCAGGAGAUCCAGCUGGGCUUUCAGGUCGGCCCCGACUUCUACACGCUCAUCGACGCCUGCUUCGACACUCGCUCCUACAGGACGGUGUACGACCACUUCACGAUGGUCCGCGAAAUAGGGGGCAGCCAGGCCGGUUUCCCCAGGCCAAAAAAGUGGUUGAACGGCAGGUUCUUCGGCACUAUUGACAUGGACAAACAGUACGAAAGAGCGACGCAGAUGGUGACGGUCGGCAAACUGCUGGGGGACCCUAAGCUGGGGUCCGAGUACAUUUCUCGAAACACCGACUACUUCCUUUCCAAAGGACACCUCGCUGCUAAAUCUGAUUUUUCUCUCGGCGCGCAGGAGUACGCCACGUUUUUGUAUGUGAACGCUGCGCCGCAGUGGCAGACGUUCAACGGUGGCAACUGGAACACCAUGGAGGGAGAUGUACGUUCCUAUGCUGCAACAAACAGCGUCAACCUGGAAAUAUACACGGGUACGCACGGCAUCACAACGCUGCCCAACGUGAACAAAGUCGAGACUUAUUUAUAUCUUUAUACUAAAGGCAGAAACUACAUCCCAGUACCGAAGCUCUUCUGGAAGAUUGUGUACAGAGAGGACACUAAGAGAGCUGUUGUGUUCCUGGGUGUAAACAAUCCGUACAUUGAGAGGCCUGGCUCUGACUACUACAUCUGCAGAGACGUAUGCUCCAGGAUCAGCUGGAUAAGCUGGACGGCCAAUGACCGGAGGGACAAAAAGAAGGGUUACUCCUACUGUUGCCAGUAUGCGGACUUCAAGAACGCUGUGGCCGACGCACCCAGCCUCAACGUUACCUCUCUCCUUACUUACCAGCCAGCCAGCGGAGCAUCCGAGCAGCAGCGGCAGGAGCGGUCCCUACCAGCAUCAGCGGUCCAGCCUGUAGCAGCCAGCCACCCCUCCUGCAGCAGCGGUCCAGCCAGCCAGCCCGCCCUCCAGCAGCGGCAGCAGCAGCAGCAGCGGUCCCGACCAGCAUCAGCGGUCCAGCCUGUAGCAGCCAGCCACCCCUCCUGCAGCAGCGGUCCAGCCAGCCAGCCCGCCCUCCAGCAGCGGCAGCAGCAGCAGCAGCGGUCCCGACCAGCAUCAGCGGUCCAGCCUGUAGCAGCCAGCCACCCCUCCUGCAGCAGCGGUCCAGCCAGCCAGCCCGCCCUCCAGCAGCGGCAGCAGCAGCAGCAGCGGUCCCGACCAGCAUCAGCGGUCCAGCCUGUAGCAGCCAGCCACCCCUCCUGCAGCAGCGGUCCAGCCAGCCAGCCCGCCCUCCAGCAGCGGCAGCAGCAGCAGCAGCGGUCCCGACCAGCAUCAGCGGUCCAGCCUGUAGCAGCCAGCCACCCCUCCUGCAGCAGCGGUCCAGCCAGCCAGCCCGCCCUCCAGCAGCGGCAGCAGCAGCAGCAGCGGUCCCGACCAGCAUCAGCGGUCCAGCCUGUAGCAGCCAGCCACCCCUCCUGCAGCAGCGGUCCAGCCAGCCCGCCCGCCCUCCAGCAGCGGCAGCAGCAGCAGCAGCAGCGGUCCCGACCAGCAUCAGCGGUCCAGCCUGUAGCAGCCAGCCACCCCUCCUGCAGCAGCGGUCCAGCCAGCCCGCCCGCCCUCCAGCAGCGGCAGCAGCAGCAGCAGCUCCAGCGGCAGCCCCGUCCGCGGCCGCGGCACCAGCUGCGUCAUUCCUGCCAGUCGGCGUCAGCUUCUGCUUCCGCGCCAGCAGCGUGGGACUCUGGUCGUCGUCCGUCUUCUUCCGUCUUCGUCGUCGUCCGUCUCCGUCUGUCCCCAGUUUUCUUCUUCUUCCCCUUUCCUUUUUGUCCUGUUCCGAAGAACUCCACGAUGGCCGCCCUGCUGCUGCUGGCUCUUCUCGCCAUGGCUGGACACGCCUCCCCACAGCCCCACGCAGGCUGCUCUGUGGACGUAAACAAAUCCAAGAUGCCCUACCCUCAGCCGCUGCUGCUGAAGCCCGGCGGCAGCAAAGACGUGCACGGCUUCUUCACGCCGGACUCCUCGGGGAAAAUCGUGCUCAGGCAGAACGAGCAGAUCAUCGUCGCGUGUCCCGACAACGCCCUCGUGGUGACGAAACAGCCGCUGGCGACAGCCACCUGCUUCUCCGGCACCACCUUCACCAUCGGCAGUACGCCCUACAACUUCGCAGAUCUCGGAUGCGUGUCCCAGCCGAAACCAUCGGAGCGGAAUCCGGCCAAAACGUGCGGCAGCAGAAGUCAGUAUCAGGAGAUCCAGCUGGGCUUCCAGGUCGGCCCCGACUUCUACACGCUCAUCGACGCCUGCUUCGACACGCACUCCUACAGCACGGUGUACGACCACUUCACGAUGGUCCGCGAUAUAGGGGGCAGCCAGACCGGUUUCCCCCGGCCCGACUGGUUGAAUGGCACCUUCUUCCCCAACAUUGACAUGGAUAAUCAAUACAGAAGGACCACGCAGAUCGACACGGUCGGCAAACUGCUGGGGGACCCUAAGCUGGGGUCCAAGUACAUUUCUCAAAAGACCGACUACUUCCUUUCCAAAGGACAUCUCACUGCUAAGUCUGAUUUCAGUCUUGGCGCGCAGGAAUACGUCACAUUCUUCUACAUGAAUGCUGCGCCGCAGUGGCAAACAUUCAAUGGUGGCAACUGGAAAAUCAUGGAGGACAACGUACAUUCCUAUGCUGCAACAAACCGCGUCGAGCUGCAAAUCUACACGGGUACGCACGGAAUCACAACGCUGCCCAACGUGAAAAAUGACGAGACGGGGUUGUAUCUUUAUACUAACGGCAGAAACUACAUCCCAGUGCCGAAGCUUUUCUGGAAGAUUCUGUAUAGAGAGGAUACUAAAGCAGCUGUAGUGUUCCUGGGUGUAAACAAUCCCUAUAUUGGGACACCAGGCACUGACUACUUCAUCUGCAAAGACGUAUGCACCAAGAUCAGCUGGGUAACCUGGAAGGCCAAUAACCAAAAGAUGGGCUACUCGUACUGCUGCGAAUAUGCAGACUUCAAGAGAGCCGUGGCCGACGCACCCAACCUCAACGUUACCUCUCUGCUUACCUAAGCCUCUCAACUGGAAGGCACUUCGAAUUAAAUUCAUAAAUCACAAGGGAGCCACACCAGACGAAAACCGUAUUCCGGACUGCUAUGGGAUCCAACAAAGAAUGUAAAUACAUCUGUAACUCUUUAUAUCGGUUAGUUCACAGUCCUCGAAUUUUACUGAUAUCAGUAUUUCACUUGAAGCUUCUUUGUGCCUUCUUUGAACGCAUAUUCCUAAAGUUAAGAGAUUAUGGCGACUUUUGAUUUACACAUUCCGAUUCUCUCUUCAAACUUAUGUCUACCAAUUAGAGUAAAUCUAUCCAGUACAAGUAAUUUUGCUAUAUUCGAGACAUCUUUAUUUUAGAGAAAGUUUGGUUAUUGGAAGGCAACAUGGGAAUACUAGAAAUUAUGUUUAUAUGUUAUACGGAGCACAGUUAAUUUCUCACUUUUUUCCGACUUUACUGCUUAGGCGCAUAAUUAUAGAACAAAGUUACAGUGGAGAAAACAUGAUGAAUGUAAAUGACAACAAAAUCCGAUGUAAUGUAUUUCCUAACUUAAACAUAAUUUGUAUGUAUGCAUUUCUGAAAAAUAAAAUAAAAUUUGGA
This is a messenger RNA of Schistocerca gregaria, 5287 nucleotides long. RefSeq lists its product as uncharacterized. Gene Ontology annotation, biological process: apoptotic DNA fragmentation. Gene Ontology annotation, cellular component: nucleus; mitochondrial inner membrane. NCBI's taxonomy places the organism in Eukaryota, Metazoa, Arthropoda, Insecta, Orthoptera, Acrididae. Bases 7 to 4707 code for a protein of 1566 amino acids. The record is from RefSeq and is a predicted model, not a curated record. Gene Ontology annotation, molecular function: metal ion binding; nucleic acid binding; RNA endonuclease activity. The transcript has 7 exons.